AUGAUUCUACUGUUCGGAACGGCGGCUGGUUUUUCCCUUUUCAAAGUGCUGGAUGAAGGAAAGCUUUCAAAAGUUGAGGACUUGCAAGAGUCGUUUUCCAGUGCAGCUACUGCUAGAAAGGUGGUCAAAUUGAAAGCAUUUCCCAAAUUUGAGAAUACAUCAAAAGCUCUAAAGUCAGCUAAUUUAUUGAUUGAUGGAAAAGCUAGUAAGGAUUUACGCAAGUUUUUAAGUUUUCAUUGCCAAAAUGAAACAUUAGGUGUAGCUGAUACAAAGCUUGUGAGUAUCAUCAAGGAAAAAUUGCAACUCGACUGUGUUCACACAUUGGUGUCAUGGAGUUGA
This is a messenger RNA of Lathyrus sativus (Indian pea), 339 nucleotides long. The record is from the annotation of a GenBank genome assembly. Lineage: Eukaryota; Viridiplantae; Streptophyta; Magnoliopsida; Fabales; Fabaceae.